UCUGCUUGGCUUUCCACCUCACUCGAUCCGCUCCCUCUCUCGCAACCAACUGCUUCCCCCCCUCUCUCUGCGGAUCAGCCGGACUCUCUGCAGUGGAGCACCCGUCAUCCAUCGACAGCGAAGGCGAAAACACAGGGAAGCGACCUCACAUGUCAAAGACCGCCUAAUCGGCUUUCAUAAACGUUUUCCACCGACCCCGACACCUCGACGGCGUUCGCUUCGACACCCACUUCUCUGCCUGUGAAGACUACGCUACCAACAGAAUGGGAAAUGAAGCUAGUUACCCCCUUGAGAUGUGCUCGCACUUUGACGCUGAUGAGAUUAAGAGACUAGGUAAGCGCUUUAAGAAGCUCGACCUGGAUAACUCUGGCUCGCUCAGCGUGGAGGAGUUCAUGUCUCUGCCCGAGCUCCAGCAGAACCCCCUGGUGCAGCGGGUCAUAGACAUAUUCGACACGGACGGCAACGGGGAGGUGGACUUCAAAGAAUUCAUUGAGGGGGUGUCCCAGUUCAGCGUGAAAGGAGACAAGGAACAGAAACUACGCUUCGCUUUCCGCAUCUACGACAUGGAUAAGGACGGCUACAUAUCCAACGGGGAGCUGUUCCAGGUGCUGAAGAUGAUGGUGGGCAACAAUCUCAAGGACACGCAGCUGCAGCAGAUCGUAGACAAGACCAUCAUCAACGCCGACAAGGACGGGGACGGCAGGAUAUCCUUCGAGGAGUUCUGUGCGGUGGUGGGCGGUCUAGACAUUCACAAAAAGAUGGUGGUGGAUGUGUGAUCUUCCCUCCUCUCUUCCUUUCUCCCUCUAUCUUGCUCUCGCUCUCUUUUUUUCUCUGUACCUCUCUCUCUUUCUCUCUCUCUCCCUCUUUCUCUCUCUCUCUCGCUCCAUGGACGAGGCCUCCUGCCUUUUGGUCCAGCCCUCACCGUCUCCUCUCUCGUCUUCUGCUCGUCUCCUCUGCAUUUUGUUGUUGAGGACAAUUUGCUUAAGAGGUGUUCACCAAGAAACAAACAAAAAAAGAUGACAAAAAAUCAAGGGAUUUUUUUUUCUUUUGUUAUUUUGUCUUCGCAUUUUUUCCCCUCCGCCUCUCCCUCCAAGCCCUCUAUAAGUUUUGUGUGAAGUUGCUUUCUUUUUUUUCUUUCUUUUUUUUUCUCUCCUCCCCUCUGCUUGUAACUCUGUUAGGCCAACGUCAUUGUGAUACACCUCCUCCUUCUCCUCCUCCUCCUCCCUUUCCUCUUCCUCUCUUUCAUCCCUUCUUCUCACCAAGGUAGUUGGACUCAACACAAGGACCCAUUAACACACAAAAAAAAGAAACGGAGGACCCGCUUUCUAUCGUUGAGCGAGCAUUUCAUUUCGAGGCGUUUUAGAAAUAUGGAAAGGGAAGCUUAGUUGUAUUUCUGUGUGCGCGUCGUCCACACAUGUAUGGGCGUGCGCGUACGUGCGUGUGUGUAUUGUAUGUGUAUGUGCAUUUGGAUGGUGCCGUAUGAUUGUGCUGUAUGAUUUUUUUCUGUUGUUUUUGAGGGGAUGGGGAGGGAUUAUCUCAAAAAAAAUAUUUAUUUUGGUCUGUUUUUUAUGCGAGGAAGAUCUAUCUAUCUACAGGGAAUAAUUAAAAUAAAUAAAUGAAUAUGAAUAAAUAAAUAUAUAUAUAUAUACAGUAGUUAGGUGGGGAAGAGAGAAUGUGAUGUACUUGAUUUCAACACGACUUCAAAACAAAGGACAGCGCAUGAAGUGCCAACCAAUCAGACAGAAGCUAGUUCUAGUGGGGUUUUUUGUUUGUUUUUUUUAUUUUAUUUAAGAUGCUGAUUUGACUAUAUAUUUCAGUGAUUGGCAACCUGGAUGCAGAGUUUCACAAUCCACUGCCAUAUAUUCGUAAUGUUUUUUUUGUUUUUUUUUAACCUGGGGUGCAUUUCUCAACAGCAUCGCUACUAAUAAGUUAGCAACUUACUUGGUUGCAAUGCAACUUACCAUAGCAACCUAAGUUGCUAACUGUUGAGCAACCCUCCCCUGUCCAAUUCAACAGGAUGUUUCUCCUUAUUGGACAGGUAAUACUGGUAAUCACUUGGAAUAUGUGGCACUGGAUUGUAAAACUUCUGAAUCCAGGUUGUCCAUUAGUAAUCUAGACCAGCGUUUCUCAACUGGUGGGUCGCGACCCAAAAGUGGGUCGCGGAGGGGUCAUGGGUGGGUCGCGGGGCCUUGGUGUAAAAAACGAAAUUCUAAAAAAAAAAAAAAUCCAACUUUUCCUGCAAAAAUUUACAACUUUUAUUUUGAUAGGCUAGUGAACUCCCUGUCAUCUGUCGUCAUAAAUACAAUCUGAAUGUUUAUGCGAGAUAGAUAGCGUGCAACCAGUCAUUCGAGUCUUGGUUACAUUUUGAGAAUUGCAUUGAAUUGACUUGAACGCUAAAAAAAUUGGGUCGCGACCGAAUGAGAGUGGAAAAUGGUGGGUCCCAAGACUGUUCCAGUUGAGAACCACUGAUCUAGACCGUGCUUCAUCUGGAUAUUAGUGAUUGAUGUAACGCUGCAGAGGUUUGACAAAAGGCAGUACUUCAGAUUUGUUUGUUUUUUUCCUUGUCUCUUCAAUUUGCUUUUUUUGCGCUUCUCUCUACACGGCUCAGCAAAACAUUGCAGGUUUGACAUUAGCUUUAGAAAUAACACACUCUCACGUAAACUUUAUCUUUUUCUGUUUCUGUCAUAAACACACACGCACACAAAACAACACACACACACACUGAAGAGCUAAAAGAAAACAACAGAAAUGUCUUUUUUGUAAUAUGGGGAUUGUACGCUAUAUUUAUAUUGUCAGGGAGCUCCAUCUGCCCUCUUGCUUUCAGAUGCUCUGUAGAGUAGAGAUAAAUAAGAAGAAAAAAAAGAUUUAAUUAAAUAUUUAAAUUUGUGCGCAUAACAAGGCGUAUCGUUUACCUUCUUUGUUUUUUGGAGACAGGUCGUUCUUUGUGUAACUGGUAAAUUUGAUUUUGUCUUGUUUUUUUUGUUUUGUUUUGUUUUUGUUGGGGUUUUUUUCCGUGAAUGGUUUCCACUAAUUAAAGGUAACAGGAAUAGUGCCAUCAGUUUGAAACAUCUUGACGUAUACUUUCAUUAGCCUUUUUUUUGGACACAGUAAUUUUUUUUGUUCCACUCUUAUUUAAGACAAAAAAAAUGUUGAAUAGCUACAUAUUAUCACAACUUGAGAAACCUUCACGAACGUCACCUAGUUUGUGAAACAAACCAAAAAUGGGCAUCAAGAGAAAAUCUGUAUUUUUCUUUCUGUAUUAUUUUCCAUGAUUAGGCUAGUUCUCUGACCUCCCAGCUGGGGGCAGCAUUGCACGGGUGAUCUUAUGUGUAUAUUAGGCAUAUGGAUAUUAUAUGUGAACGCUGGGACGCUGUUGUGUUGUUGUGACUGACAGACAUUACAGACAGGGGCCCGCUUGACUUGUAACCACGUGUGUAAUGUUUAUUAAACAUGGCAUCAACACAAAAGCGGGUCGAAAAGCCUUCCGUUUCACCCCUUACGUCCGAAAAAUAAAACUAACGAGACUGUCUUGCUUCGACUGUUUUUAAACAAACUGUAGGGAAAAAGGGGGGCGCGACUAGGGUAAAAAAAAAAAAAAGAUAAGAAAACAAACCUCAUCGUGAAUAAUACGAAAAACAAUAGUCACGUUAACUGUUUUCUGGAUGUUGUUACUUGCUUGCCUGGAUGCUCUCGUGUCAUGGACCGCCAGUGUGUGUGGGGGCAUAUGACGACUUACAUAGUUGAUGCAUCCACAAAGGCUAUACAGUGCUAAGGCUUGACCCGCCAUUGUGCAUCAAUGCAUAGCUAGACCGGUGCGUCUUCUCAACUUUUGAUACUUGAGUCGUGUGACAUGCAUUGUCAAUGGGGGCGAUACUUUGUAGACCCUACGUUGUGGAGAAUGCGGUAACGUGCGUAAAUAAUAGCUCGCGUUGCUACCUCGGCGACUACCUAAGGGCCCCGUGAUGUGCGUGGGCUUCUUAGAGUCAGCCAGAGACGCACGUUAACGGUGGUGCCCGCUCGUGCCAGUUGUCUCGAGUUUUUUUUUUUUCCCGCGUAAAUUUUGCUGCGUUCAUUCAUUCAACACUUUAAAAGGUCAAAUUUAACACCAUUAGCGUCGACCCUACUGAUUUUGUGUUGAAUCAACUCGACGCGCAACAUUUACUGUGUUCCGAGUUUUGCAACGUUAACGCAACGCUUUAGAGAGUCCGAUUUAAUACCGUUAGUGUUGGCCCUACACCAGUGGUCUCCAAAUGGCGGCCCAUGGGCCAGAUCCGGACUGAACACGGGAAACAUUUGGCCCGCCAUGAGGUUGGAACAAAUGAAAACACAUAUGUGCUAUCUGUGGCCGUACAGUCAGGCGAUUUGUUUGGCCCUCCGCCUCAUUUGCGCUACAUAAUUUGGCCCUUGGGAGGGGGAAAUAAUUGGAGACCACUGCUUUAGAGAGUCCAAUUUAACACCGUUAGUGUUGGCCCUACACUCUCAAGUGUUGAGUCAACUCUGUAAAACGUUACUGUGUUUCCGAGUGCUGCACGACGAUGGCUCUUCUGUGUUUUCCCUCCGAAGCCCGACGUCACACAGGCGGGUCUCAAAUCCUGUGAUUGCAUGAUAUGGAGGAUGUCUCUCUCUCUCUCUCUCUCUCUCUCUCUCUCUCUCUCUUUCUCUCCCUCUCUCUCUCUCUUUCUGUCUUUCUUUUAUUUUCUAUUCUGUUGAUUUUUUUUUCUUCUGUAUGCAUGUAGAUCCGAUUUUUGAAGAGCGCCUCUUGUUUACAUAUGAAUCGUAAUGUUAAUAUAAUAUGAAUGACAAUGACAAAUGAACAUAUUAGUACGUGGAUGUUGCCAAACCUCUUUUUGGUUUAAUGUUUAAGAAAAAAAAAGUAUGGACAAAUGAUAAAUAAAAAAACAAGUAACUCCACUUACAUAUAUUCACCAUUUAUAGUGAUAAAAAAACAAUUAUAAUCUUUUUCUGGAUCAGCGUCACAUGAUGAAUAAUUUAAAAUAAAAAACUUAAUUUAAAAAAAAAAAACAAUCAGCAAAGCUUGUGUCCCUGACAACUGCCAGAUGCCGUUUCGAGGGGAAAACAUUUUUUUUGUACAGAAAAAUAUUUGUUACAAAACACGUAGCCUAUGAAUGCUAUCCCUAUCUUUAUUGCUUUUUUUUUUUAAAGGUCCGUCCUCCUGAGUUUUAUUUUCUUCUCUUUUUAGAGAGAAGACGAAAAACGGGAUUCUAAAAUCGGAAGGGCGUGUUGUGUUUUGGUGGUGGUGCUGGUGAUGGGCUAAGGGCUUUUAAAAAAACAAAAGAUGAAAAAAAAAAUGGUUUCAGUCUGAAUUAUACAGUUUUUGUUUUUUAUUUUAUUUUUUGUUUUUUUUGUUUGUUUUUUUUCCUCUCCUACAUGUUUGCAUGCUGCGUCAUAUGCCGUGGGAACCACUGAAACUUCAUACAUGAAAAUUGAGAAAUAAAAAAUAUUUGAAACUUGU
Messenger RNA from Engraulis encrasicolus (European anchovy), 5473 nucleotides. It is a transcript of the gene ppp3r1b, whose product is annotated as protein phosphatase 3 (formerly 2B), regulatory s1ubunit B, alpha isoform, b. Gene Ontology annotation, molecular function: phosphatase binding; calcium-dependent protein serine/threonine phosphatase regulator activity; calcium ion binding. Bases 264 to 776 code for a protein of 170 amino acids. Gene Ontology annotation, biological process: protein dephosphorylation; calcineurin-mediated signaling. The record is from RefSeq and is a predicted model, not a curated record. Gene Ontology annotation, cellular component: calcineurin complex. The transcript has 6 exons. Lineage: Eukaryota; Metazoa; Chordata; Actinopteri; Clupeiformes; Engraulidae.